GAACAAAACCCUAACCCUAAUCCCAGCCGGCACCUAGAAGCAGCGAAGUAGAGAAGAGUCUCAGGACCUUUCGUAACCCAAAAUCAAAAGCAAAGAUGGGUCGCGUUCGCACGAAGACGGUGAAGAAGUCAUCUCGUCAGGUGAUCGAGAAGUACUACUCUCGCAUGACUCUUGAUUUCCACACCAACAAGAAGAUCCUCGAGGAAGUCGCAAUCAUCCCAUCGAAGAGGCUCCGUAACAAGAUCGCCGGGUUCUCAACUCAUCUCAUGAAGAGGAUCCAGAAAGGACCUGUCCGCGGAAUCUCCCUCAAGCUUCAGGAGGAAGAGCGUGAGCGCCGUAUGGACUUCGUCCCCGAUGAAUCCGCCAUUAAAACCGAUCACAUCGAGGUCGACAAGGAGACCCUGGACAUGCUUGCUUCCUUGGGAAUGUCUGAUAUGCCUGGUGUUGUUAAGGUCGAUCCAAUCUCUGCUGCUCCUGUUGCUGCAUUUGGAUUGGGCCGUGGAAGGAGGUACUAGAGAGUGCCGUUGAAUCAAUCAAUCAGUCACCAUCUUUUUGAUGUGUGGUUUCUUAGCGUCUUUUUUUUAAUCUGCAAAUUUUUGUUUUUUUUGGUUGAAUCGGUUUAUGUUAAACUUCUAUGCUCUACAUUGAUUUGCUAUUGCCAGAUUUCAUAUAUUG
Molecule: messenger RNA, 675 nt
Organism: Capsella rubella
Lineage: Eukaryota; Viridiplantae; Streptophyta; Magnoliopsida; Brassicales; Brassicaceae
Product: 40S ribosomal protein S17-4
Exons: 1
Coding region: 96-515 (139 amino acids)
Biological process (GO): translation
Cellular component (GO): ribosome
Molecular function (GO): structural constituent of ribosome
Source: RefSeq, a predicted model, not a curated record